CUUAACUCCCCCCCACCCAAAACAAGAGGAUUUCUUCCCUACCAGAAGAGCACCCCCCACCACCCCAAAAAAGAGCACCCCCUUUUCUGUACCCCCAUCUCUGUGGAAUGCCUUCUGGCAUGUUUAGCAUUGAUAAUAUUUUGGCUGCCAGACCUCGCUGCAAGGAGUCAGUGCUGCUCCCCCAGAAUGGCCCUGUGGUGUUCCCCACUUUGGGAGACUCUCUCUAUGGGACUGCAGACUACAGCGGAUUUUACAACAGGGCAGUAGCCCCAACGUCUACCCUGCAGGGGGUAAAUGGAUCUAGACUGGGCUUUAAUAACUAUUAUUAUGGACAAUUGCACGUGCAAGCCCCAGUGGGGCCCUCUUGCUGUGGGGCCCUUCAGCCUCUUGGGACUCAACAGUGUUCAUGUGUUUCAGCAGCCACAGCCUAUGACGGCACAAGCUCGAUGCUGAUGCCCCCCGUCCCCCAUCAGAUGCUCCCCUAUAUGAAUGUGGGUACCCUCUCCAGGACAGAGCUUCAACUCCUUAACCAGCUUCACUGCAGGAGAAAGAGAAGGCACAGGACCAUCUUCACAGACGAACAGCUAGAAGCCCUGGAAAACCUCUUUCAGGAGACAAAAUAUCCAGAUGUGGGCACCAGAGAACAGCUGGCCAGGAGAGUCCAUCUCAGAGAAGAAAAAGUGGAGGUGUGGUUCAAGAAUCGCAGAGCGAAGUGGAGGAGACAGAAAAGGUCUUCAUCAGAAGAGUCAGAAAACACCCAAAAGUGGAACAAAUCCUCUAAAUCGGCAGCAGAGAAAACAGAGGACCAAGGGAAAAGUGAUCUGGACUCAGACAGUUGAUUGUUGGACCUGAACUCAAACACAAGAACUUACAAUCAGUAACAGACCGGUUGCUCAAGCAAUGCCAUAUAUUGGGACCUGUACAUAGAGUGUAAAUAUCAAGUUGAUUUCGUGUAAAUAAAGUAUGUUGCAGACAUCUUGCACAGAUGUACACUGUACCGAAUGUCCUAUUUAUACCAUAAAUUAAAGGGAUUACGUCAAUAAA
Messenger RNA from Pelobates fuscus (common spadefoot toad), 1044 nucleotides. It is a transcript of the gene GSC, whose product is annotated as goosecoid homeobox. The transcript has 3 exons. The record is from RefSeq and is a predicted model, not a curated record. Bases 108 to 839 code for a protein of 243 amino acids. NCBI's taxonomy places the organism in Eukaryota, Metazoa, Chordata, Amphibia, Anura, Pelobatidae. Gene Ontology annotation, molecular function: DNA-binding transcription factor activity, RNA polymerase II-specific; RNA polymerase II cis-regulatory region sequence-specific DNA binding. Gene Ontology annotation, biological process: regulation of transcription by RNA polymerase II. Gene Ontology annotation, cellular component: nucleus.